Messenger RNA from Clonostachys byssicola, 945 nucleotides. Lineage: Eukaryota; Fungi; Ascomycota; Sordariomycetes; Hypocreales; Bionectriaceae. The record is from the annotation of a GenBank genome assembly.
AUGCUUCAGACAAUUUCCGAGUCAGGAGCAGGGGUCAACGGCGCGUCCUCCGUUCACAUGAACAUCUUUGGCUUAGAGCCAGUGGUGAAAUUCGGAUCAAAAGCACAGAAGCAACGCUGGCUGGUCCCUCUUAUUGAGGGCAAAGAACGAGCUUGUUUCGGGGUCACCGAGCCGAAUUCUGGCUUAGACACUCUUCGAUUGCAGUCAUCUGCCAAGAGGGACGGCGACUUUUAUAGGCUCAAGGGCUCCAAAGUAUUCAUAUCCACUGCCCAGGUGGCUGAGAAAAUCUUGAUUCUUGUCAGGACGACGCCCUUGGAUCAGGCCACGAAACCGAAUCACGGCCUUUCCCUCUUUUACACGGACUUAGACCGGUCUGCAGUAAAAAUUACGGAAAUACCAAAAAUGGGACGCUUAGCAGUUGAUACAAAUUCUUUGCUUUUCGAAGAUUGGAAAGUUCCUGUCAGUGAUCUAAUUGGAAACGAGGGCGACGGAUUCAAAAUGAUCAUGCAUGGAAUGAAUGCUGAACGAGUGCUUGUGGGCGCCGAAGCCUUGGAAAUUGGAUAUGCUGCUUUGCGGCGGAGCAGUGCCUACGCAAGUGAAAGAGUCAUCUUCGGAAAUCCCAUUGGAAAGUAUCAAGGGAUCCAACACCCGCUAGCGGAGUGCUGGAUGAAUCUUGAGAGUGCUCGGCUUAUGAUUUAUCUCGCAGCACGAUUGUAUGAUCAAGGCUACGGGGACGGAGAAUAUGCUAAUGCUGCUGCUUUCAAUGCUGCUGAGAGAGCCGUCAUGUCUCAUGGAGGAAUGGGAUAUGCAAAGGAGUACCACGUAGAGCGUUAUCUGCGAGAAGCUACGUUGGCUAGGAUUGCUCCAAUUAGCGGAGAAAUGAUCAAGAAACACAUUGGCCAGAAGGUGUUGGGUCUUCCGAAGAGCUAUUAUGGUCGAGAAUAA